Molecule: messenger RNA, 663 nt
Organism: Rhipicephalus sanguineus (brown dog tick)
Lineage: Eukaryota; Metazoa; Arthropoda; Arachnida; Ixodida; Ixodidae
Product: far upstream element-binding protein 2-like
Exons: 1
Coding region: 148-663 (171 amino acids)
Molecular function (GO): RNA binding
Source: RefSeq, a predicted model, not a curated record
GUGUUGAAGGCAUUUUCUGGAACUUUAUGCCAAGUUCUGCCUAGCUUGAACGGGCUUACUGCCGACCGCAAAGUCACCCUCGUUUGACAAGCUCCACCGCAGUGAUCUUGACCAUAGUUCGAGCCGCAGAACGCCGCGUCCCCGGUUAUGAACGCCGCUUCGACAAAUGGCGAUUACGAAUGGAUCGAGGAAGAGUACGUUCCUCCUCCUUCGCAGAUGCCUUCGGAACCCAGGUGUUACGGCGAACGAAACAGCGGCGGUGAAGCAUCCGCAGGUCGGGGCCGUGGCCGGGGCAGUUGUGACAGACCCAAUGCACCACGCCGUGAUUCUGAAGAGUUCAUGGUGCCGGUCAAAGACAUCGCUAGAAUCAUUGCCAGAGGUGGCUCCAGGAUCCGUGAACUCCAGGAUUCCUGCGGUGCGCGCAUCUGGAUCAAGAAGGACGACGGAGAUAACAAUUACUUCGAAACCAAGGUCGAGGUCUCGGGUCCCGAAGAGGCGCGUCGCAAAGCUCGCGAGCUCAUCGACGCCAUCGUCAAUCCGCCCGAAGAACCAGCGUGCACCAAAAAAAAAGCGAAGAACCGCUGCCUCUGCUCGACUGGGCCAAGCUGCUUGCCAAGGGCGACGAAGAGACGAAGAAGCGUUGGGCCUCUCUCGCGCCGAUAG